This is a messenger RNA of Sorghum bicolor (sorghum), 1162 nucleotides long. Its product is annotated as RING-H2 finger protein ATL79. NCBI's taxonomy places the organism in Eukaryota, Viridiplantae, Streptophyta, Magnoliopsida, Poales, Poaceae. The record is from RefSeq and is a predicted model, not a curated record. The transcript has a single exon. The coding region runs from base 196 to 828 and encodes 210 amino acids.
CUCGAUCCGUUGGUUGGUGUGGUGAUAUGCAUAGGUGUUGGCCUGCGCCACCCCAGCAGCUUCACGCAUCCCAUUCCAUUCCAUUCACGCGGCCGCCUCGGGUCGGGCCUCGGCCAGUCAGUUCCACUCCCACAGAGAGUCGGUCAUCACUUAUCCGCUUGCUAGCUAGGCAAGGCAAUCAACCCUCACCCACCCAUGGCCAUGGCGACGCAGGGGCUGGCCGACCAGGCGGACCAGCAGCACGGGCGCUCGGAGUCGGAGCCCACCAACACCACCAGCCACCACGGCGCCGCCGCCACCAGCAUCGCCACCAACCGCUGGGGCCCCUACUCCGGCGCUGGAGACUUCGCCAGCAACAUGGCCGUCAUCCUAGCCGCCCUACUAGCCGCGCUCGCGCUCGGCCUCGCGCUCAACGCCGCCGUGCGCUACCUGCUCCGCCGCGCCCGCCGCGCCGGCUCUGGUGGUAGUAACCGUCAGGGCAACAUCAGCAUCAGCAUCAGCAGCGCCGUGGAGGAGGACCCGGAGAAGCCCCCACCGCCGCCCGCCCUGGUGUACUCCGCGGCGGGCACCAAGCUGGCGGGCGCCGCGCCGGAGUGCGCCAUCUGCCUCGCCGAGUUCGCCGACGGGGACGCCGUCCGCGUCAUGCCCGCCUGCCGCCACGGCUUCCACGCCCGAUGCAUCGAGCGCUGGCUCGCGGGGGGGCGCCGCUCGUCCUGCCCGACAUGCCGCGCGCCGGCCGCCGCCGGAGCUGCUGCAGCCGCAGCGCAGCCUGCAGAUGAGUCCGCCACGCCCACGCCCACGCCCACGCCAUCGUCGUCGUCGUCCUGAGAAUUACGCUUCCGGCUUGCCUUAAUCUGUCGGCCGGCCAAUACUUUGGUUGGUGAUUGGCAAUGGUUUUCUUCUGGGUUCUUGGCAACUGCUUUUCUUUUUGCUCUCUCCUUUUUGCAUGUGUAAAUAGUAUUUUUAGUUCUUAAUCUGGCGGUCCAGCCGGCCAGUUAAUUACUCUAAAUAAAUACUACUCCUGUUAUUUAGUGAAGCAUAUAUGCAUGGCAAUAUGGCAUGGCGCAGGCCGAUCGAUGUAAUUACUAAUUACUACGUGGUAGCUAGUAAUACAGUUAACCGCUCUAGUAAUUAAACUCCUCAGCUGAUGAAUGAUGAAGUG